CUCCAGAGCUUUUGUUUAUGACCAGGAUCUAGAUCACAAACAUGAUUUCAGCUCAUUUAAUAUUUACUGGCUGUUUACAAUGAACUUGGCACUGGGCCUGUUUUAUUAAGCUCUAGGGAGCUUAAUUAAGGGGCUGGCCAUUGUUUUUUAUUAUCUUUGGUAUUGACCAUCCUAAUCUCAGUUCUCGGUCUCCAGGGUUCCUGGAGUUGCUCUCUGCACUAGGCAGGGAAGGAAAGUGAGCUCUGGGGGUGGAGAGCAGAGGUAGGGUCAAAGUUGCUUCCCUGCCGCCACCCCUGUCUGUCCUGGGAGCCACAGUUACUUCACUGUGUGUUCGUUUGUAGCAGGGCGGGAGAGGAGAGAAGGCAGGUGGAGGAGCUGCAGCUGGAGUUGGGACUGUCUGUGUGUGCAAGCCGGGGGGACAGACAGCCUGGCACACUGAAGUCAGGUGCUGGGACCCAUGGGGCCUGCUGACUUAUGGGGACACCACUGGAUGGGAAUCCUGUUCUCAGUCUCGCUUUGGAUCGUAUGGAGUCCUCCAGCUGCAGCCCAGUUCACCUUCAAUGCCAACCCACAUGGCGCCACGCAAAGUGAGAAGGCUGUUGUUCUGUCUGUGUCUGGGACCCCCGGGACACCCCAGGCUCAUGGCACAACCAGAGGGCUGGCCAAGCCCACCAUUCAGGUCAGCUCCGGCACUGCCAUAGAGCAGAAGGAAAUGGUGACCUUCUACUGCAACACCAGUGAUGUCAACAUUACCAUCCACUGGGUUUCCAACAACCUCCCCCUCAUGUUCCGUGAGCGUAUGCAGCUGUCCAAGGAUGGCAAGACCCUCACCAUUCUCAUUGUCCAGCGGGAGGACUCAGGGACUUACCAAUGUGAAGCUCGAGAUGCCUAUGGGAGUCAGAGCAGCGACCCCACCUUCCUGGAAGUGAAUUAUGGUCCUGACCCUGCUGACAUCAAAUUGGAGUCUGGUGUUGCCAGUGGGGAGGUGGUUGAGGUGAUGGAGGGCUCCAACGUGACCUUCUUGGUGGAAACAAAGUCUCGUCCACCCCCUUCCUACAUGUGGUUUCUCCCUGACUCCUCCAAUCUGUCUCUCACCAUGAGAACAUUCGCCAUCCAUGCUGUGUCCAGAGAACAUGAGGGCCUGUACAAGUGCUUGGUGUCCAACGGUGCCACCCACCUGUCCCGCCUGGGUACUCUGAAGGUCCAAGUCCUUGAAACACUGACCACACCUCAAGUCAUGUCUUCAAGCCCAAACCUUGUGGAGAAUGCCAGGUCUGUGGCCCUGACCUGCCAAACUGACCAUGAGAGGGUGAAUGUCCAGUGGUUCCUGAGUGGCCAGCCCCUCCUGCCCAGUGAGCACCUGGAGCUGUCGGCUGACAACAGGACCCUGACCAUCCAUGGCCUCCAGCGGAACGACACAGGGCCCUAUGCUUGUGAGGUCUGGAACUGGGGCAGCCAGGCCCGGAGUGAGCCCCUUGAGCUGACCAUCAACUAUGGUCCUGACCAAGUGAACAUCACCAAGGAGUCAGCGUCUGGGGUGGUCAGCACCAUCAAGGCAGAGCUCAACUCCAGCCUCACCCUGCAGUGUUGGUCCGAGUCCAAGCCAAGUGCUGAGUAUCGCUGGACUCUUGAACACUCCACCGGGGAGCACACAGGGGAGCAGCUGAUCAUCAGGGCUCUGACCUGGGAACACAACGGGAUCUACAACUGCACAGCCACCAACCCACUCACCGGCCUGGCCCGCUCUGCUUCUGUCCUAGUCAAGGUGGUAGGUCCCCAGUCCUCCUCCCUGUCCUCAGGGGCCAUCGCUGGUAUUGUCGUCGGGAUCCUGGCUGUCAUUGCUCUGGCCACAGAAAUGGUCUAUUUUCGCUACAUCAGAAAUGCCAGACGGCCCUCAAGGAAAACAGCAGAUGACCCCAUUCAUGAGACUUCACAACCCACCCCUAAGGAGGAGCACCCUACAGAGCCCAGUUCCAAAAGCCUGAGGCCUGAGUAUUGCAACACAUCCCAGCUCCAGGGAUGGAGCAGAGUUGAAAAGAUGCAACCACCAGACCCUCCAGAGAAGACCUAUGAGAUGAAGCUGCCUUCAGAAAGCCCUGGAGGCAAUUCUUUCAGCCCCUGCAAGCCACCACCCAAAGCUCUGAUGCCCCCACUCAGAUUGCUCUCCAUUCGGCCAAAGAGUAACAUGGAGUCAAUCUAUGAGACACAAUCUGGCUCUGUUUGCUGAGGCUGGAGUACAGCAGCAUGAUCUCAGUUCAUGGCGACCUCUGCCUCCGGGGCUCAAGCGAUCCUUCCUGCCUCAGCCUCCUGAGUAGCUGGGACUACAGGCUUGUGCCACCAUGGCCAGCUAAUUUUUAUAUUUUUUGCAGAGACAGGGUUUUGCCAUGUUGCCCAGGCUGGUCUUGAACUCCUCGGCUCAAGUGACCCUCCUGCCUUGGCUUCCCAAAAUGCUGGGAUUAUAGGCAAGAGCCACUGCCUGGAAAUGGUAACUCUUCUAAAGUCCCUGCAAUAUUCAGGUUAAGUCAGGAUGUAUGGGUUCUUGGAACCCAUUACCACCUUGUUCAUUUUGAAAGAAAAAAAAAAGACCAAACAGAAGACAGCAAGAGAAAGUCAGUUUUACAUUACAUAGUACUUAUGUUGUUAUUUUCUGAAUAUCUUUUUUUUUUUUUUUUUUGAGAUGGAGUCUUACUCUGUUGCCCAGGUUGGAGUGCAGUGGGACAAUCUUGGCUCACUGCAGCCUCUGCCUCUGAUGGUCCAGUGAUUCUCCUACCUCAGAAUCCCGAGUAGCUGGGAUUGCAGGUGGCACACCACCAUGCCUGGCUAAUUUUUGUAUUUUUUUUAGUAGAGACAGGGUUUCACCAUGUUGCCCAGGCUGGUCUCAAACUCUUGACCUCGCCCACCUCAGCCUCCCAAAGUGCUGGGAUUACAGGUGUGAGCCACUACACCCAGCCCAUUUUAUGAAUAUCUUAAAAAAUUAACACAAAAAUAAGUGAAAAAAGGAAGAUGAGCUAACACUGAAACCAUCCCAUUGUUAUUUUGUCAUCUUUGUAUUUGCAGAUCAAUCUGCGAGAUUUUAUAUCUUUACAGCACAGCUAUUUGUCCAUUUUCUCUCUCUCAGUAAGGUUUUGAGGGUUUCUUCAGAUGACUUAUAUCUAUCUUACUAAAUUGAUUUAUAAGGCUUUUUCUUGCUUUUUUGUGAAUAAAUAUGAACUUUU
Molecule: messenger RNA, 3215 nt
Organism: Callithrix jacchus (white-tufted-ear marmoset)
Lineage: Eukaryota; Metazoa; Chordata; Mammalia; Primates; Cebidae
Gene: CEACAM20
Product: CEA cell adhesion molecule 20
Biological process (GO): heterophilic cell-cell adhesion
Cellular component (GO): cell surface
Source: RefSeq, a predicted model, not a curated record